Penicillium cataractarum is the source of this 552-nucleotide messenger RNA. RefSeq lists its product as uncharacterized. The transcript has a single exon. The coding region runs from base 1 to 552 and encodes 183 amino acids. NCBI's taxonomy places the organism in Eukaryota, Fungi, Ascomycota, Eurotiomycetes, Eurotiales, Aspergillaceae. The record is from RefSeq and is a predicted model, not a curated record.
AUGUCUGAUCCAAGCGCCGAGCUCCAAUCGACACUCCGCGACCUGGCCAUUGGCAAGAAAGGACCAGUACAAGAUAUCCCCCGACCAAUCCCCAGCAAACCCUCAACAACCAAAUCCGCCCCGAAACCCAAAAAGCAGCCCGUCGCAGACUCCUGGGAAGACGAAGCCAGCGACGACGAGGAGCCAGCCUCCACGUCAAACCUGACAUCUCCGUCCGUCCUCUCGCCCGCAAUCAGUGCAGAGGGACCGCUUGAUCCCCCACCAACGCCUAUCUCGCCGCAGACCUCGUACCCAUGGGCUGGUGCAGGCUCUGCAUCCCCCGCCGCGGGGCAGAAUAAUCUGGGCCGGAGGCCUGAGAAGCAGACUGCCGUGGCGGGGCGAUUGAUUGCGGGUGCGUUGGGGAUUCGGGCGCCGAAGCGGACGGAGGAGCAGAGGGCUUACGAUCGGUCUGUGAAGGAGCAGGAGAUUCGGCGGCGGAAUCGGGAGCGGGAGGAGUUGGCCAAGGCGAAGGAGGAAGAGGAGCGGGUUAAGGCUUCGGUUUGGACUGAUUAG